Ustilago hordei is the source of this 1632-nucleotide messenger RNA. RefSeq lists its product as uncharacterized. NCBI's taxonomy places the organism in Eukaryota, Fungi, Basidiomycota, Ustilaginomycetes, Ustilaginales, Ustilaginaceae. The transcript has a single exon. The coding region runs from base 1 to 1632 and encodes 543 amino acids. The record is from RefSeq and is a predicted model, not a curated record.
AUGGCCGCAUCAACCUCUUCUUCACUCCACGGCCACAGCGACACUACAUUGUCACCAUCAGUAACCACUUCCUUCGCCGGCUCCUCCACCCUCUACUCUUCCUCAUCCGUCGCUCACCAUCACCCAGCCGUCCCUACAUCCGCCACCAGCCUUAGCGGCACAGACCAUCUCUGCGAUCUCUUCAACAAACGCAUUCGCAGUCUCGUCUAUCUCAAGCGCUCCCUCCAAGGCCAACGCGCCUGGCUCCAAACCAUUCAGCUUGACCCCGCCGAGCUCGCUUCCGCCUUCGACAAUGAUCGCAUGCACAAACGCACUCUCCGCUACUUUCUCCUCGGUCUCAGCCUCUCCAGCAUUCUCGAGAUCUCCAAGCCGAGCGAUAUGGCCCGUGCCAUUGUCUCGCUCAUCAACGAGCUCGACAGCUACACCGAUGACAGUAUUCUUUCCCUCACCAGUGGCUCCGCAGCAGCUAGCUUUGGAGCACAAAGAACCAAAAUGCGCAGCUUCUUCAAGACUGGCAGGCAAACGCUCAAACGAUCGACUGCCGCACAGGCGAUCAGCGAGUUCGGCACGCUCGACUCGAGUAUAGGCCCCGCAUCGACACUAGCGGCGAAUGAGCAGAACUCGUAUCUGAUGGCACCCAACAUCCCAUUCCAGCUUGACUUCUUCCAGACCUUCUUUACACUCUGCGAUAUGCUUACUGAAAUCUACUACAAGAUGCUCUCCUUCCUACCAAGAGAUGCGACCGCGGGCUACAACAGCUACCCAGAGGCGGGACCAUCAGGCACCUUUGGCCGGGCUUCGUCACCUCCCAUCUCCGCCUCAGACAGUACGAGCAACGAAUUUGAUCGCAACGGAAGCAUCAGCCAGGCUUUCUCUGCUGCUGGAUUGGAAGUUCACAACGAAACAAGCAGUGACAACAAAACUUUCUUACCUGCCAGCAACACGUCUGCACCAGUGAUUAACGGAAUAACCCAAGAGUUGCUCCUCAAAGCAGACGCUAAGAUCAAAAAGACCAUUCAUGCUCAGGUCAAAGAUUUUGACGUCUUGGCUAGGCAACUGAUCAAAAAUAAGCUUUCGUCGCUCGGUCCCCUGCUCAAAGAUCUCGGUCUAGAUACGGCUGGCGGUAGCACGGGUUCAAAUUUCCCACCAUCUUCGUCGACGGUCGGAGCUUGGUCAGUGACGACAAAAGGUUCAUCUAUCAGCAGUGGUCUGCCCGCUUCCUCAACCUCUUCGUUACCAUUCGGCUUCUCACAAUCCUCCAGCACCUCACAUUCAACCUUACCGAGCAAUACAAGCGGAGGCUCUAAACUGUCUAGCUUCGUCACCAACUCCAGUCUGCCCUCCCACUUCCGCCGGCAACAACAACCACUACCGCCGAGAGACCCUCGCACAUCCCAAGACUCUCAUCAUCACGGACACCAUCAGUUCAACCUCGCCACCAUACCCAACGAGCCAAACGCUAGAGCAGAAGCUGAAAAUGGAGCAAGUGGGGGAAUUGGAUCACUCAUCCGCUCAAGAUCAGAUAAAUUGAGAAAAGUUAUGGGUACUGAUCGUCCUCCGUCAUCUGGUGGACAGCGGGAGACGCCGACUUCGGAGGGAACUAGUUCGAUCAGCUCUCCCACAAAGGAGUAG